CAACGCGCAGCGGGCUGCAUGGAGCAGAUGUGCCCACACUGCCUGUCCCACGGCUCCCUGAGCCCUCCGGCUGCCAGCCCUCAGCACCAGGCUCGGAACAGCCCCGCAGAGCUGAGCCAGCAAAGCUGCUGCCAUAACCUGGAAGGAAACAGCCGUCAUCAAAAUAAACUUCCUGGGUUGGUCGGCCGGGAAGCGGCGCUGGCAGCGAUGGCUCUGAGCAGCAGCGUGAGCCGUUCUAGCUGAUGCCCACACCUCACUGUAAUGAUGCCGUCAAGAACGAAUCUCUCUGCUGGGAUUCCCAGUAGCAAAGUCAAAUAUUCCAAGCUCGCCAGCACUGAUGAUGGAUAUAUUGACCUGCAGUUCAAGAAGAGCCCACCAAAAAUCCCCUACAAGGCAAUUGCACUGGCUGUUGUGCUCUUCAUGAUUGGAACUUUUCUCAUUAUCAUCGGAGCCCUCCUCUUGGCAGGAUACAUUAGCAAAGGCGGAACAGACCGUGCCAUCCCCGUGCUCAUCAUUGGGAUCCUCGUAUUCCUCCCAGGCUUCUACCACCUGCGCAUUGCAUAUUAUGCUUCCAAAGGCUACCGGGGCUAUUCCUACGACGAUAUCCCAGAUUUCGAUGACUGAAUCAUGUUCUGGACAGCGUUACCAUUAGGUUAGUGUUAAGAGCUGCUAGUGAUCUUAAAUAUUGGAGGGAGCCUUUAAGAUUGUAAAUGGAGCGUGUCAGUCACAAGAUGCAUCGUCCUGGUUUUGAAAAUGCUGUGGGGAGGCUUUGAAAGCUUUCAGCUGGUGGGGAUGGGGGAUUAAAUGCGGAAGUGACCAGAAGGAUUGCAAAAUUAGGUGGGAAGAACAUGUGAUUUAUUGUAUUUUUCCUCUCGGGUGCAUGAUGCCGGUUACUUGUAAGAAGUUCCUCAGCAAAGCAAUUCUAGCCAUUCUCCAAAAAUAGAUAAGCCAGACAGUUCCAUCAGUAAAGAUAUUUGUUUUUCUAUACUGUUUCAAAGA
This is a messenger RNA of Meleagris gallopavo (turkey), 999 nucleotides long. RefSeq names its product transmembrane protein 230 (gene TMEM230). The record is from RefSeq and is a predicted model, not a curated record. Lineage: Eukaryota; Metazoa; Chordata; Aves; Galliformes; Phasianidae. Gene Ontology annotation, biological process: synaptic vesicle transport. Gene Ontology annotation, cellular component: endomembrane system; synaptic vesicle.